Molecule: messenger RNA, 3842 nt
Organism: Armigeres subalbatus
Lineage: Eukaryota; Metazoa; Arthropoda; Insecta; Diptera; Culicidae
Gene: Dhit
Product: regulator of G-protein signaling 17
Exons: 6
Coding region: 903-1469 (188 amino acids)
Source: RefSeq, a predicted model, not a curated record
CCUCCUGUAACUACCGCGUGUGGGAAUACCGUCGAAUCAACAAUUGCGGCUGCGGGGGAUUUGUUUGUCGAGAAGUUAUUUCGGCGAAAUCGGCAAUACGAAGUUGUGAAUGCGAUGAAGUGAAUAAAGUGCCCGAGAGGGGAGCUUGAAUCAAAAAUUCUAUCACGAUGUGCGGCUCACAUGAGCGAAACAUAACAUUUUAAUUUAUAAUGUAAACAAAAUUUUUCUCCAAUAAAUUCAUUUCGCAUCGUCGAUGAGAUGUUGCACGAGGAUACAAACCCUGGUUUGUUUUUGUGAUCAUGUGUUCAGAAGUUCAUCAUGGAGAAUAGCACGGAGGCGGGAGACUGCGUGAAGUAGAUGCCCUCCAGCUAGCGAUGAUCCGCCCGUUUGCCACGGUUAACGCUUCACUGGGGGUUAUAGUGCAAAUGAUGCUAGGCAGUGUUCGCCGCCGCAACUCGUCAUCAGCAAGUACCCAACGCCACCGCCACCACCGGGGCAACCUUGACACGAUGUGUUUACCGUAAAAGCAGAGUACGGUCGUAAGUGAAAAUUAUGAUGUAAAGAGAACAGCCAAACAAAAACAAAUACUACAAAUUCUGGGCAGGCGAGCUCCGCCACGCGGACCGGCCGAGCUGUGUGCUCCCAUAAGUGUAAAUAGGAAACCGAGAAAUGAGCCGGCAAACAAAGUGCGAAACUUCUCCAGGUAUCUCCGAACCAAAACGGUGGCAGCAGCUCCUCGGAAAGUUCGCGGAACGUAUCGUUGUUGGUGUUGUUGUUGGGAGUAUGCGAGCAGCCGUGUGAAAAGUGCAAUACCCUCAGGCCUCAGGUGGAACGCGCGAACUCAGCGAGCAGUGAUUUGGCGGAACGUGCAGAGCAGUAUCCCCAGUGUUGGGAUUUGAAAUAUGGCCGAGAAAUGGCGCAUGGCUAUCAUGCGAAUCCGGAAAGGCUUGGCUAUAAAAAAUGCAGAAGACAACGGGCCUACGAAAAAAGACCCAGCUAGCUCUGAUACGCUUUUCGAUGGGGAACAGCCAAGUCUAGAGGAGAUCCGAAGCUGGGGCAAAAACUUCGACAAGCUGAUGCGGAGUCCUAGCGGGCGAAAGGCAUUCCGAGAGUUCCUGCGCUGCGAAUAUAGCGAGGAAAACAUCCUCUUCUGGCUGGCCUGUGAAGAGCUCAAGAAGGAAACCAACCCCGAGGCGAUAGAGGAGAAAGCUAGGUUUAUCUACGAAGAUUAUAUAUCGAUUUUAUCACCAAAAGAGGUGUCGUUAGAUUCCCGAGUACGGGAAAUAGUUAAUAGGAAUAUGGUGGAACCCACACCGCACACAUUUGACGAAGCUCAACUACAAAUUUAUACACUUAUGCAUAGAGAUUCGUAUCCGAGAUUUAUAAACUCACCACAAUUCAAAACCCUGGCACAAAUACCCGAUGGAGUAUCGGCGUCUGGUUCCACGGCGGAAAGUCCUAGUAAUUAGGGUGAGGCGGCGGCGAUUCGGGCCACAGCUGACGGGCCCAGCUUGGGGGAGCAGUGGACAACGGACAGAAAUGUAAUUUAUUUAAAUCUAACGUUACGCGGUAAUUAAUUGACGGUAUAGGAUGGGUCACGACACAGCAUCAUGCAUGGAAGCUCUAAAAUCCGAAGUGAAAUCAACAUAUUAACAAGCAUUAAUCGAAGUUUUAAACAAUAAACACGAGGCGGAACUUGAAUGCGAUCAUGAGAAUAAUGCGACCCAUAUAGAUAACUAUGGUUAGUUAAUAAAAAUUAAAGAACGCAGAUAAAAUUGUUGAAAAAAAAAAAGAAACAACAAAAAAGGCAAAUAAAUUAAAAUUUUAUAUAAACAUUAUACAACAUGACGAAAAUGGAUCGAAAUAGUGUUCCCUCCGAGAGGUUAGGAGCCGUUAGGAGGGAGAAUUACAGAUAUGAUAAAUGUAAUUCACUGAUCAUUUUAGCAUUAUUGUAAAUUAUAGAUGGACGUUGAUAAAACAAUUGAAAACACACAUAAUAAAAUGAAAUGAAAUAACCCCAAGCAGAGAGCAGAGAGCAUAAACGAUGUAAUCAAUAGCCAAAAAAAAGAGAAGACAAAUUAUAUAUACAUAUACAUAAAUAUAACAAGAGACGUUGACAGGAUUUCAGUUUUAUACUAAGAAACAAACGACAAUGAAGCUAAGGGAAAUUAUUUCUCCUUACACCUUACCACUAUUUACCUUGAAAGUUCUUAUUUUCAUUCAUUUCGGGUUAAAGAUUCAACUUUUUAGACUACAGAAAACUUAUCACACGAAAAAGGAACACAUCAGAACACUAUGGAAUCCACUCUCUCGAGUCAUGCGCACCCACAGAUUUAAAGAGCCAUUAUUUUCACCCGAACGAGAUCGUCAGAGGAAAUAUCCAUUAUCAGGCGUUGUCGAACGUUAGAAUGAACACUUUAUGUGUAACGAGCAGCACAAAUUUACACCUAAGACCUUAUUAGAUGAGAGUUUAUCUAACUACCUAUCGGAACCUUUAGCGGAAACAAAUACAAAUAGUGAAAGGGGGAAGAAUCGCUUCGAAGCAGUCUGUGUUCUGUCGAAACCUUUAAGUAUUACCGGCGGUUUUUUCCUCAAACUCCCUGUAGGCCUGGAAAUGACCACACCGUUUAUGGCGGCAUAGAUUUGCUGACUGUUGAAAGUUCUCUAUUUUUGAUACAAACUGUGAAUUGUUACGUUCGUUUAGUUUUUAUUCCAAUGUUGAUUAGCUCAAUUUUCAAAUCUAUCUAUACUUUUUUGUUAUACUUAAAUGAAGGCCUAUUCGAUUUUAUAGAACGCGCUCUAUUGUUAAAUAUAUGAAACAAAAAAAAACAGAACAUCAAACAGUCAAAUAUUCUAGUCAAAAAUAUCAUUGGUGCGCAGUAGGAACAAGUAUGUAUUGUUUUAGGAAUAACCGAUUAGCAGACAUCGUCCUGAAAACGAGGAAAAUACAAGAAGGGAGAGAGAGAGAGAGGAACAAGUACGAAGUCGCCAUUUAAUUCCACUAGUUUAUGGCAAGAUUCCAGACCGAAACGUACACUAAUAUGAAGUUCGACAGAAAAGGAUUCUGUCUUUAAAUGUCUAAUAAGUACUUCUCUCCGCUCUUUUUUAUUGUAUUUGCUGGUAUUACAUUAGCCAAUUGCUCCCCAACGAAACCAACGAAUAAUACGUAAAAAGCAUCCUUCAUACCCGUAAGAGUGUAGCUCGGGUUCGAAAUGUUCGUGUAUCUCAUAUUUAUGUGCAAUCAACAAUAUUUAUAUUGAUUUUUAACAGAAAGUUUCAGUCAAAAGUAGGAUUUUUUUCAUCCUUCCAAACAUGCAAAAUUCCUAUGCGGAUCAUAAAAAAAAUAUUAUUUAUACCAUUUCUUUGGACUACAGCAAAGUUUUUGCCGAAGAUUUGACAUCAGUAUUCUUACUGAAAAUAAUGUUUAUAUUUUUUAAAACUAUUUUUUUUUCAAAUAUUUCAACAAUUUUAUAAGACGAGUUAAUACAAUCCCAUUGAAUUCCACCACUUAAUUGUAUCAUGACAGAUACGUAUUUCGACCUCAACAGUAAGGCCGUCUUCAGUGUCUCGAAGAAGACAUUCCACUAAAAAUAAUUUUCUAACAAUUUUAUGUUGGUAUAGACACAUUUUGGAGCGAGUUGUUGGUAACAUGUUGGAUUAGACUUUCUUGAGCGAGAGACAUCCAAUGCGGAUUUUCAAAAUGUGUUACGAAUAUAACAUAGAACACAUAGAAAAAAGGUGCCGUGCCCAUUCGCCAGUUUGGAAACGAUCUCAUCCCAAGUUUGACGCAUUGUUGCUUUUUAACCCUCUAACGUCCAAGACCGCCUUCAAACGAGGUACUC